Molecule: messenger RNA, 1566 nt
Organism: Exophiala xenobiotica
Lineage: Eukaryota; Fungi; Ascomycota; Eurotiomycetes; Chaetothyriales; Herpotrichiellaceae
Exons: 2
Coding region: 1-1566 (521 amino acids)
Biological process (GO): transmembrane transport
Cellular component (GO): fungal-type vacuole membrane; plasma membrane
Molecular function (GO): transmembrane transporter activity
Source: RefSeq, a predicted model, not a curated record
AUGGAGACUCUGCCAGACGAAAAAAUGCAGAUGACAGAUAUCGAGGCGAGCAAGUCUCUGGCAACCGAAGAUGUUGUACUCGGCUCGGUGGAGGAGCAGCACAAGACCAAGGUUGAAUCUAUCCGCGAGAGAUUCGCCGUGUUGCGGUUUGCUCAUGGCAUUGAAACAUUCCUCGACAAGAAAGUCGGCAUGGAGACCCAGGGCAUCGAUCGCAUGGCAGAGGACGAAAGACGGCCUCCGCCGAUGUGGAACGUGUUCGUCCUCUGGUGUGGGGCCAACAUUUGUGUCCAGACUCUGCCAUUUGGAGUGCUCGGUCCUGAACUCGGUCUAUCUCUUCACCUGUCGAUCGCUGCCAUUGUGGUGGGUUCAUUGCUCGGUGGUGCGUGUACAGCAUUCACCUCCUCACUGGGACCAAAACUUGGCCUCAGAACCAUUGCUGCGGCUCGAUAUUCAUUCGGGUUCUAUGGUGCCAAACUCUGUGCUUGCAUCACGAUUCUCGUCAACGUCGGAUUUACUGUGAUCGGAGUUGUCGUCGCGGGACAAAUCCUCAGUGCGGUUUCCGACUAUCGCAUGACGCUCAGCGUUGGUAUUCUGAUUAGCAGCAUCCUCUCCUAUCUGGUGACGGUGCUCGGCUUACACUUCAUCCACAUAUUUGAGAGAUACGCCUGGAUCCCCUCCCUCAUUCUAUUCCUUGUCCUUGUGGGCCAAGCGAGUCCCCAUGUGUCCCCGUCUACGCCAUCGUCGGUCGAAGGCCUGGAGCUUGCCGGGACUUUCCUGUCAUACAUGGCCAUCGUCUUUGCGUACGCUUCUGGGUGGGCCCCGAUCGCAGCCGACUAUACCUGCAGCUAUCCCUCGACGACGCCACAAUGGAAGAUCUUCAUCCUGACGCAUUCGGGCCUUGUGACAGCAUGCACUCUCCCAAUUUCCAUAGGCGCUUGUGUCGGGAGCGCUGCCAUGGCGUAUGCUCCAUACGGUGACGCCUACAACGAGCAUGGCUUUGGCGCGCUUAUUGCCACCGUUUACCAUCCUGUCGGCUGGUCCAAGUUUGCCCUGGUCGUGUUCUCAUUCACGGUGAUCAGCCAAAACACCGUCAUGAUCUACUCCAACGGCUUGGCUGCACAGCUUCUGGGGGAUUACUUCCACGCCGUUCCACGCUUUGUCUGGUCCUUUGUGGUCAUAUGUGCAGUACUCCUUCUGGGUCUUAUCGGACGAGCGCAUCUCUCUGAUAUUAUUACCGACUUUGUCGGUCUCCUCGGAUACUGGACAAUCGCCUUUGCCACUAUUGUCUUUAUUGAAGAUCAGGUGUUCAGAAGGCGUAGCGGGUACGAUCUGAGAGUCUGGGACGAUGCGAAACGGCUACCAGUGGGCGCGGCCGCUGUUACUUCACUCUUCAUCGGAUACUGUGCCGGUGGUCUUCCGGGAAUGGAUCAGACUUGGUACGUUGGACCUAUUGCAAAGUCGUUUGGAGGCAUGGGCGGUGACGUUGGCACUUUUCUUUCAUUCGGUUUCACUUGUGUAUCGUACCCUAUCCUCAGGACCAUCGAGAGGAGAGUUACCAGAAAGUAG